This is a messenger RNA of Suillus subalutaceus, 2103 nucleotides long. RefSeq lists its product as uncharacterized. The record is from RefSeq and is a predicted model, not a curated record. The transcript is spliced from 6 exons. NCBI's taxonomy places the organism in Eukaryota, Fungi, Basidiomycota, Agaricomycetes, Boletales, Suillaceae. The coding region runs from base 1 to 2103 and encodes 700 amino acids.
AUGAACGUUGCAGUGCCUCUCGAAGGUACCUCUACCGUAGAACCAGUUACGUGUCCUAUUUCGGACGGCCCCUAUCUAGGUCCCAAUGACGUCAUUGAUACUCCUAUCAAACGGGACAGUUCUACCAUGCUGCCCUUUACGACUCUAACACGAUGCCGGCUCGAAACUAUCAAUGCUAUGGGUAAAGAGAUGAAAGGGUACUUCGUCGGCCCGAUGCCAGCUGGGGACUUUCUCCAGGAAUUUUUACCAACUUCUCAGAUUCCCGAUUAUGAUCCUUCGUCCUUCACUUCAGCCUUCGCUGUUGGCGCAUUCAACCGCACGGUCUCUGUUAGAAAUGAGGAACAUGCUUACACACCCUUCAUUAACGCCAUCAAACCUUUCGCUCCUCAACUGUCGUUUGUCGACACUCACAAAUACGAAGACACGAAAAACUGUUCGAAAUUAAAUUCAAAGGUAUUCAACAUUAAGCCGGACGUCUGCGUGUAUCCCGAUGGAUGCGAACCUUCAUCUCCCAACUGUGAUGUUUCUACCACAGAAAUCAUCAUAGAAUUCAAAUGGUCACCCUCACACGACGCAUUCCGUCAACCUGGAGCUGAUAGCCUCGUGUCCCAGACGGAGAAGGGUAUGGACACCCUGGGACAAAUAACGAGUUAUACUGCAGCUCAGCUCGGCACCCAGUUCCGUACCCACGUAUUCUCUGUCCUAAUCGUGCGUGAUCGCGCUCGGAUCAUCAGAUGGGAUAGGGAGGGGGCUAUCGUCACCAGCCCCAUCGACUACAAUAACGAGCCACACUUGGCUGACUUCUUCUAUCGUUACGCACGGGCAUCGCCUGAAAUGCGUGGUGUUGAUACUUCCGUCACGCUUGCUGGCGACGAGGAGGCCGACCUCGCAAGGUCACGGCUAAAUAUCCCCAGUACCACUCGUAUGUUCAAAGUCGAUGUCCCUCAUGUCGAGGGCUCUGGCUCGGUGACAUUGGUCUUUCCCCAACCUGUUAUGAAACCUCACUCGCCUGUUGGCCGCUGGACACGCGCAUGUCCGGCAUUCGAUCUUGUCAACAAGAAGCUCGUGAUGCUCAAGGACUCUUGGCGGGUAUCAUUACCCGAUGUCUUACCGGAAGGCGAAACGUACAAGUUAUUGAUGUCGAAAAAAGUUGCCCAUAUUCCAAAGUGUAUUGCAUAUCAUGAUGUACCCCCCUCUAUCGCUCAGCAAUCUACUCAAACUGCCAAGUUCGGCAGUGCUGAAUGGGCACUUCCCCACUUGCCUCUCACUCCGCACACUCAUCACCGUCUGGCCCUCGAUAUUGUGGGCAAAAAUUUGACCGAGUUUGAGAGUUCUCAUCAACUCGUUUCGUCUGUGCGUGAUGCACUGAUUGCUCACAAGGAUGCAUUUGAACUCGCGAAGGUGCUCCAUCGAGACCUCAGUGUUGGAAACGUCGUCAUCUACAAAGGGAAGGGCUACCUGAUUGACUGGGACCUCGCAAAGUUGGGAACUUGGCAAUUCAUGUCUGCAUACCUCGUCGAGCAUAAAUAUGCCAUACACUCGGUCAAGGAUGACCUUGAGUCCAGUUUUUACGUCGUUCUGUGGACGACUCUUAAGUACAAGGAGACGUACAUGGACAUCGUUCGCCGGACAUCACUCAUAACACAGGUCUUCGAAACCAAUCCCGGAUCAUCCUCGAAAGCAGAUUGGCUCAUCGGGAGAAGCAAUCUUCCCAAUCUUAUUCUCAUCCAUGCACUCGCUGAGUUCUUCUCGCAUCGGUACACGCGGGUCACUGAGCAUCAGCAGACGGUAUAUAAUAAAUUCCGGCUCGCACACGAGAAAGCGACGCGAAAUGUCCCUGUCGUACAAGACCUGUUGGCAGCUUCAUAUGCGCUCAUGACGGACUCCCCUGUUUACCAGAAGGAGAUAGACUCUGCCGUUCUGCAAAAACUCAAGUCGGAAGAGAAGUACGAACCAGUCUUGGUCACGAAGUCCCAGUCGUUAUUUGCCUCAGGGGUAGAAAUCACAGUGUCUGGCAAGCGGCGUAGGCUAGAUAAUGCGGACGAUGAUGGUGAUGAUCUCAGCUCGAUAGCUGACCUGGAUGCACUUACGUCCCUUACUUAA